UUCUCUCUGCCUUCCUCAUGCGUGUGCUCUCACACAGCUCCAGUGCACUACUGAUGCUUCACCUCAUGCUCCUCUACCUGCGCUCACUGACUCAAUGGGCUUUUAGGAUCCUAACCGGCCGUGCUCUACAACAUCACACAAGAUUUUAAAGCAUUUCUACAGUGAUUUUUUUUAUUUUUUUUCCCCCCAGCUUGGUUUCAUUUCCUCCGAACGGAUUUAUCUUACUUUCUGACACAUUGCACAUAUUUUCUCCUAUCAAUGAGGGAUUAAUGAAGCUGGAGAACAGUCAGAGGCAGCCGUUGUGAUGACCAUUUAGGCAUGAGAUCUUUGUGACUUUGUGUGAGGAGAUAAAUGUACUUCUAAUUGUCUGCGUAACUAUUGGCAGACUGUCACAGAGCUGAAGAAAGUGGAGUUUGCCCAGCUAUAUUGAGCCAGCUUGUUGUGCCUUCCAAUACCAUGAGGAAGGGUCUGGAAACUGCCAGCUGCGGUCUAAGGCUUGGAUACAUCCUGCAAAUGUGUUUCCUACCUGCCCUGGCCAUAUUGACUGCCAGCAGUACUUUUGCAGCUCAAGAGUUAUCUAGACCCGGCCAACAGGACCCGAGACCAGAUGAUGACUUCUUUCAUGAACUACCAGAGACGUUCCCAUCAGAUCCACCGGAACCAUUGCCUCAUUUUCUCAUUGAACCGGAAGAAGCUUACAUUGUGAAAAAUAAACCAGUAAACUUGUACUGCAAGGCGAGUCCAGCCACGCAAAUCUACUUCAAGUGCAACAGUGAAUGGGUUCAUCAGAAGGACCAUGUUGUAGAUGAAAGAGUGGAUGAAACCUCAGGUCUCAUAGUCCGAGAAGUGAGUAUUGAGAUAUCACGACAACAAGUAGAAGAAUUGUUUGGAUUAGAAGAUUACUGGUGCCAAUGUGUUGCUUGGAGCUCUGCGGGAACUACCAAAAGCAGAAAGGCAUAUGUUAGGAUAGCAUAUUUAAGGAAGACCUUCGAGCAGGAGCCUCUCGGGAAGGAGGUGUCUUUAGAACAAGAAGUUCUUUUGCAGUGUCGUCCACCUGAAGGAAUUCCUGUAGCUGAAGUGGAAUGGUUGAAAAAUGAGGAUGUCAUUGAUCCUGUAGAAGAUCGGAAUUUCUAUAUCACAAUUGAUCAUAACCUCAUCAUCAAACAAGCCCGGCUUUCAGACACUGCCAAUUACACGUGCGUUGCCAAAAAUAUUGUGGCCAAAAGAAGAAGUACUACAGCAACUGUAAUUGUAUAUGUAAAUGGUGGUUGGUCCACAUGGACAGAAUGGUCUUCAUGCAGUAAUCGAUGUGGGAAAGGUUACCAGAAGCGUACAAGAAUGUGUACAAAUCCUGUUCCACUCAAUGGAGGAGCUGUCUGUGAUGGCCAAAGUGUCCAGAAGAUAAGCUGUACUACCCUCUGCCCAGAGGAUGGUGAAUGGACAGCAUGGAGCAAAUGGUCAACCUGUGGGACAGAGUGCACACAUUGGCGCCGCAGAGAUUGUGCCAACCCUCCACCAAGAAACGGAGGGAAAGACUGUGAGGGCCCUGUAUUACAGUCUAAGAACUGCACUGAUGGAUUAUGUAUGCAAAGCCCGAUUUUUCCUCUUUCACCCCGAACUAAUGAGCAGAAAACACAGAAGGAGUUUGGAUAUCCUUCCGCUCCAAGCUCGGACAAUGUCGCCCUGUAUGUUGGCAUUGUCAUCGCUGUGAUCGUGUGCCUCGCCAUCUCUGUCACCGUAGCAUUAUUUGUCUAUCGGAAGAACCAUCGAGGCUUCGAGUCUGACAUCAUUGACACUUCUGCACUGAAUGGUGGAUUCCAAGCAGUCAACAUUAAAGCUGCGAGACAAGAUCUCCUGGCAAUUCCUCCAGACCUCACAUCUGCAGCAGCUAUGUACAGAGGGCCUGUUUAUGCUCUACAUGAUGUCUCUGACAAGAUCCCAAUGACCAAUUCUCCUCUCCUUGACCCUCUUCCUAAUUUGAAAAUCAAAGUGUACAACUCCUCUGGCGCAGUAACACCUCAAGAUGAUUUGUCGGACUAUGCGUCAAAACUAUCUCCUCAAAUUACACAGUCCUUGCUGGAAAAUGACACCCUUAAUAUGAAAAACCAAAGUCUUGCAAGGCAAACAGACCCUUCAUGUACUGCCUUUGGCACAUUCAACUCACUAGGUGGACACCUGAUCAUUCCCAACUCAGGAGUGAGCUUGUUGAUUCCUGCUGGGGCCAUUCCUCAGGGAAGAGUUUAUGAAAUGUAUGUGACAGUGCACAGGAAAGAGAACAUGAGACCACCCAUAGAAGACAGCCAAACGCUGCUGACCACAGUGGUAUCUUGUGGACCUCCCAGUGCAUUAUUGACAAGACCAGCCAUUAUCACAAUGCACCACUGUACAGAAACGAAUGCAGAAGACUGGAAGAUCCAGCUUAAAGAACAGUCUGCACAAGGACAGUGGGAGGAUGUUGUGGUUGUCGGAGAAGAGAACUUUACUACUCCUUGCUACAUUCAGAUGGACUCCGAAGCCUGUCACAUACUUACUGAAACAUUAAGUACCUAUGCACUGGUGGGACAAUCUACAAGCAAAUCAUCAGCCAAACGACUGAAGUUAGCUAUAUUUGGGCCAACAACAUGUACAUCUCUGGAGUAUAAUAUUCGUGUUUACUGCUUGGAUGAUACUCAGGAUGCACUUAAGGAAGUGUUACAACAAGAAAGGAAAGUUGGAGGACAGUUAUUGGAUGAGCCUAAGACUCUUCAUUUUAAAGGAAGUACUCAUAACCUCCGCCUCUCCAUUCACGAUAUACCCCACUCCCUUUGGAAGAGCAAACUGUUAGCUAAAUAUCAGGAAAUUCCCUUCUAUCAGAUCUGGAGUGGAUGCCAAAGGAAUCUUCAUUGCACCUUUACUCUGGAACGCUUCAGCCUCAGCACCACAGACCUGUCCUGUAAGCUAUGUAUCAGGCAGGUGGAGGGGGAAGGACAGAUUUUCCAGCUGAAUUGUACAGCCACAGAGGAACCGAGCUGUAUUAUUGAUUAUCCUCUCAUGGAUUCCGCGAGCACCAUAACAACCAUUAUAGGACCAAGUGCUUUCAGCAUCCCUCUAACUAUUCGACAGAAACUGUGCAGCAGCCUAGAUGCUCCUCAGACACGAGGUCAUGACUGGAGGAUGCUAGCCCAUAAACUGAACUUAGACAGGUAUCUCAAUUAUUUUGCCACAAAACCUAGUCCAACUGGAGUAAUCCUAGAUCUAUGGGAAGCGCAGAACUACCCGGAUGGGAACCUCAGCAUGCUAGCUGCAGUCUUGGAGCAGAUGGGCAGACACGAAACAAUGGUAUCUUUGACGGGAGAAGAAAAAUAUUGAUCUUGACUAGGAAAUAUGAAGGCGGAGGAACUAAUGAAUAAAGUUACCAAGUUAUAAAGACCACCUGUUGAAGAGGAAUACUGACCAAUGAGUUCUACUACUUCUAGAAAAUUGACUUUGAUAUAAAUCUUUCUUGUAUAGUAACAUGAAGUGAAAAGGAGGGAAAAAAACAUGCAAAGCUGUAUCUCAAAUAUUAUAAACCAACCUGAUGCUCAUUCAGUGUGUGGCUUGUUAGAGGAUUUUACAGUUUCCUAGGAAACGAAAUUUAUUGCUAUCCAGAUACAUGGAUAAACUUUCUAUACAAUCCCAGCUCCAAUGGACAUUGUUUACAUCCACUGAUGGACAGGGGUUAUUGAUUCUGUCCCGUAACUAUUUCUAUUUUGUGCAAGCCAUCUAAGUGACAAUAGUGUGCUUCUCCAGGGUAUUUUGAGGAAAGCAGUAUUAUUUUCAAUGGAAACUGAUUACCUAGUGUCCAAUAAUCCCCUUGUCCUGGUUGUCUGUUCCAAGUUCUUUCAUCCAAGCAAAGAGCAGGA
Messenger RNA from Bufo gargarizans (Asiatic toad), 3881 nucleotides. It is a transcript of the gene UNC5C, whose product is annotated as unc-5 netrin receptor C. Gene Ontology annotation, cellular component: membrane. Gene Ontology annotation, molecular function: protein binding; netrin receptor activity. Gene Ontology annotation, biological process: netrin-activated signaling pathway. The record is from RefSeq and is a predicted model, not a curated record. Bases 457 to 3348 code for a protein of 963 amino acids. The transcript has 18 exons. NCBI's taxonomy places the organism in Eukaryota, Metazoa, Chordata, Amphibia, Anura, Bufonidae.